Molecule: messenger RNA, 777 nt
Organism: Rangifer tarandus platyrhynchus (Svalbard reindeer)
Lineage: Eukaryota; Metazoa; Chordata; Mammalia; Artiodactyla; Cervidae
Source: the annotation of a GenBank genome assembly
AUGGCGAGCGUGGUGUCGCUCGCGGGUACGCUGGGGCUGCUACUUGUGUCUGCGCUGCCCGAGGUGCUCGGAGACCGCCGCAGCCCCGACCGCCGGGCACACCCAGGCGACGCCGCCCAGGUCGGCCCUGGGGCCGCGGAACCCGGGCGGCACUCGCCGCCGUCCAAGAACCAGCGCGAGCGGGCUCGGUCCGGGUCGCUGCCCUUGGGGGCGCUGUACACCGCGGCCGCCGUGGCUUUUGUGCUGUACAAGUGUUUGCAGCAGGGGAAAGAUGAGGCUGCUGCUCUCCAAGAGGAGGCAGGCAAGAAGGAUUCACUGCAGUCAGAGCAACAGCUGGCCCAGCUGACACAACAGCUUGUCCAGACAGAGCAACACCUGAACAGUCUGAUGGCCCAGCUGGACCCCCUUUUUGAGCGCGCGACUGCCCUGGCUGGGGCCCAGCAGCAGCUUCUGCGCGUGAAGCUACAGACUGUCCGCCAGCUGUUACAAGACAGCAAAACGAGCAAGGGCGCGGAGGCUCCAGGACCAGAGGCCAGCAUACCCUUUCCCGAGGACUUCUGUAUAGAGGAGGGUGAGGAAGAGGCUGGUGACAGUCAGGCCUGGGAGGAGCCCCUAAAUUGGAACACAGGGACAAGGAACUUAGCUCCUCCCAGGGAAAUGGAGCCCACGCUGAGGAGAAGAUGCAGGAAGUCUGCAGCACAGGGCCGCAGUCACAGCCCCCAUUGGAAAGAAGGAAAAACAGUGGAUGGUUUAGUAAAACAGAGUCUGUUCCUGUGA